Messenger RNA from Staurois parvus, 1255 nucleotides. Lineage: Eukaryota; Metazoa; Chordata; Amphibia; Anura; Ranidae. The record is from the annotation of a GenBank genome assembly.
AGAUAGAGGAGGUGAAGAGGAGACCGCACUGCCUGGCCUUCUGCUCUGCUGCUGAAGCACAAGCUCCCACCUACCACGUCAGCUUCGACUCGGCCGCAGAGUACCAGAGAUGGCACCGCCAAGCUACUAAAGUCGUAUCCCAGAGGCUGAGCACCGUUGACCUCUCCUGUCAGAGCCUAGAAGAGAUUCCCGAGCACCUCUUCUACUGCCAGGACGUCACGUCGCUGAACCUCCGCCACAACUUCCUGCAGCUGCAGAGUCCAUCCGGAGUGAACAGUCUCUGCAGGUUCUCACAGCUGAAGGUUCUCAAUCUGUCCCAGAACAAGCUGGGAGAUCUCCCCUCUGAACUAUGCCAGAUAGCCACACUCACCGAGCUCAAUGUCUCCUGCAAUGGGCUGACACAAAUACCUCUGCAAAUUGGACAGCUGCUCAGCCUGCAGACGCUUAACCUUGAUGGGAACUCGCUGACAUCAUUGCCGGACGGGCUGGGGUCCCUACUGCAGCUGACCAGCCUUGGCCUUGCGUUCAAUGACCUGACGACCAUUCCGAAGGUGUUUGAGAACCUUUCCUCUGUGGAGAAGUUGUGUAUGGCGGGAACCAACUGGAGCUUCUUAACCUGCAGACACUCGUGACCAUGGCGCAUGUGAAGGUCAUAGACUUGCGGAUGAAUCGCUUGACUCAAGUGACCGCCAGCAUGGAGGGAAUCAACCAUAUCACGCAUGUCGAUGUGCGAGAUAACCAGCUGUCCUCCCUGGACCUUGGCUGUAUGGGGAACCUGGAGCAACUGCACUGCGAACGGAACCAGCUGAUGGAACUGAGGCUGUGCGGCUUCUCCCUGCGGGCCAUCUAUGCCGGCUCCAACAGGCUGACCUCGGUGAACGUCUACCUGGCGCCUUCUCUGCUCCACACUUUAGACCUGUCUAGGAACUGUCUAUCGUUGGUGCCGGAGUGGAUAUGUGAGGCCAAGAAGCUGGAAGCUGCUGAUCUUAGCUGGAACGCGAUAACAGAACUUCCUCUCAGGAUAAUGGGCUCUUCCAGUCUGCGAAGGCUGAUGCUUGGACACAACCAGCUGAGGAGCCUGCCUUGCCCCGUGGAGUCGAUUCCUCUGGAGACCCUGGAUGUGCAGCACAAUAUGCUGAGACACCUUCCAGACCCCCUCUUCACCGUAGCUUUAAAUCUCAGGUUCCUGAACGCAUCAGCAAACAUCCUGGAGAGCCUCCCGUCAAUGUUCAGCGGAGAGGAGAGCGGGACCAGG